CCGGGAGCCUUAGGAGUCCGUGGGCUCGCGACGGGCGCUGGUGGCGCCCGGGCUGCGGGCACUGCAGGGCUGCAGGCUCGGCGCCCCGGGAGGCGGGCGUGUGGCCGCCGGUGUGGGCGCCCAGCUGGCCGCGAUCACUGGGUUUCCAAGCCAGAAGAUGAGAAGCAGCAGAAGUCAGGGAUGGGAAAGCCCGUGACUCCUGAGCAGAAGCUGCUGCUGCUGCAGGGCCUCGUGGCUGCUGGUCAGAAGUGAUGGUGCCUUCUGCACACCUACAGGACAUGGUGCUGUAACGGUAGCCUGAGGGAGCCCAGUCAGGUGCCAAGAGCCAGGAUGCAAGGAUGACACCCCUGGAGGCCCUGGCCUCCCUCCUUCCCGGGUGCUAGGAGCCAUCCCCAGGCUCCAGCCGGGAGCCCUGCUGCCCAGGGGCAUGGCCAAACCUUUCUUCCGACUCCAGAAGUUUCUCCGCAGAACACAGUUCCUGCUGCUCUUCCUCACGGCUGCUUAUUUGAUGACCGGCACCUUGCUGCUACUGCAGCGGGGGGCCCGAAUGGCCCUUCCCCAAAGCCCCCGGGCACCUGGCACCCUUCAGGCCUUGCCGGUGGCCACUGUAGCACUGGGCAUGGGCCUGCUGGACAGCAAAGGCCUCCAGGACUCCCGGAUCAGCUCAGACCUCUUGCUCAACGUGGAUAUGUUGCAGAACCCUCUGGCCCGGCUCCCACCUGGACUCCGCUGGCCCCGGAGAAACCGCAGCUCAGUACGGCGUCGCUGGUUCCACCACUUUGUGAAUGAUCCACAUGGGUCACCCACCCUGGGUCCCGAAGCCCCCAGAGCAGCCGCCCACAGCCGAGGAACCUACAUGGGAUGCUUCAGUGACGAAGGCCAGGAGAGGACGCUGAAGGGAGCGGUGUUCUAUGACCUGAGGAAAAUGACGGUUGCCCAUUGCCAGGAUGCAUGCGCUGAGCGGUCCUACAUGUACGCUGGCUUGGAGGCGGGGGCAGAGUGCUACUGUGGGAACCGGCUGCCAGCUGCGCGCGUUGGACUGAACGAGUGCAAUCACGAGUGUAAGGGCGAGAAGGGCGCCAUGUGUGGGGCCCUGGGCCGGCUCUCCGUAUACCGCGUGGACAUGCUGCAUCCAAGCGCCAACAAGCGCCGGAUUGCCACCUACCGCGGGUGCUUCCGACUGCCAGAGAAUGUCACACACGCCUUCCCCACCUCCUUGAUCCAGGCCAACAUGACCGUGGAGAUGUGCUCAGGAUUUUGUUCCCAGAAAGAGUUUCCCUUGGCCGUCCUGCGGGUCUGGGAGUGCUACUGUGCCUACCCUACCCCCCAGUUCAACCUUCGGGAUGCUGUGAGCAGCGCAUUGUGUGGCCCUGCCUCUGAGGACCCGAGGAUGGCUGGUUACUGCCAGGUCUACCAGACCCCUGUGCAAGACACACGGUGCACAGACAGGAGGUUCCUUCCCAGCAAAUCCAAGGUGUUUGUGGCUCUAUCAAGCUUCCCAGGAGCUGGGAACACGUGGGCCAGGCACCUCAUCGAGCACGCCACGGGCUUCUACACAGGGAGCUACUACUUCGAUGGAACGUUGUACAACAAAGGGUUCAAGGGUGAGAAGGACCACUGGCGGAGCCGGCGCACCAUCUGCGUGAAGACCCACGAGAGUGGCAAGAGGGAGAUUGAGAUGUUCGACUCAGCCAUUCUGCUGAUCCGGAACCCCUACAGGUCCUUGGUGGCCGAAUUCAACAGGAAAUGUGCUGGGCACCUGGGCUACGCUCCUGACCACAAUUGGAAGAGUAAAGAGUGGCCGGAUUUUGUGAAUAGUUAUGCGUCCUGGUGGUCCUCGCACGUGCUGGACUGGCUGAAGUACGGGAAGCGGCUGCUGGUGGUGCACUACGAGGAGCUGCGCCGCAGCCUCGUGCCCACCCUGCGAGCGAUGGUGGCCUUCCUCAACAUGUCUGUGAGCGAGGACCGGCUGCUGUGCGUGGAGCACAACAAGGAAGGCAGCUUCCGGCGGCACGGCCAGCGCCCGCGCGACCCGGAGCCCUUCACACCCGAGAUGAAAGAGCUGAUCGACGGCUACAUCCGGACGGUAGACCAGGCCUUGCGUGACCACAACUGGGCUGGGCUGCCCAGGGAGUACGUGCCCAGAUGAUAGCCCCCGCCCAAGCUGCUCUUUGCUCUUGCGAGCUGUCGUCAUGCCAUGGAACUGUCCCCUGCUCUGCUGCUGGGCCUUGGACCUCUGGGACAUGGGGCACAUGGCUGCUCGCACAUGGUCAGCAGGGAGGCCCUCAGGGCUGCCUCACAUGCAGAGAGACCUGAUCUAGAUGCCACACCCACCCAGGUGACACAUGACCGAACAAGCACAUGCUCCUGAGAGGUGCCCACACGAUCACAGACACUGAGACAUUGCUCCACAUCACAGUGCUCAUUUCGAUGUGCCUAAGCUGCCCAUGCAGGGUGAGCCAGACGUACCCCACCUUGUAAGUGCAGCCACACAGAGACAUAGACACUGGGGGUCCGGGCAUGUGCCCAGAAGCUGGCUGGCUCUCUCUCACACUUGCACAUGCACACACACACACCCUAGUCUCUGAGACACCCUAGGCAUCCUGUGUCCAGUGCCAGCACAGACCUGCUUGCCAGAGCCCUCGACUCUAGAAUGCCAGGUGACAGGCAUUUGCGCUCCAAGUGAAAAGGAAUGGAAUUGGGGGUACGGACGGUUGAUGCUGGGCUACACAGCCCUGACCUUAUCUGCCAUCCCAUAAAGGUGUGUGCUGUGAUUUCCAGGCACUGCGAA
Cavia porcellus (domestic guinea pig) is the source of this 2791-nucleotide messenger RNA. RefSeq names its product WSC domain containing 1 (gene Wscd1). NCBI's taxonomy places the organism in Eukaryota, Metazoa, Chordata, Mammalia, Rodentia, Caviidae. The transcript is spliced from 9 exons. The coding region runs from base 428 to 2149 and encodes 573 amino acids. Gene Ontology annotation, molecular function: sulfotransferase activity. The record is from RefSeq and is a predicted model, not a curated record.